CUUAGCGAGCGCCCGGCGGGCAUGGCCCGAGCCCUGCUGCUGCUCCUGAUGGCGGGCGCCUGGCUGGGCCCGCGGCCGCCGGCGGCCCGGAGUCAGGAGGCGCCGCAGACCCCCGACUGGAGGAUGACGCUGAAGACCAUCCGGAACGGCGUACACAAGAUCGACGUGUACCUCAACGCGGCGCUCGACCUUCUGGGCGGCGAGGACGGCCUCUGCCAGUACAAGUGCAGCGACGGAUCAAAGCCCUUUCCUCGCUAUGGAUAUAAGCCUUCACCACCAAGUGGUUGUGGAUCGCCUCUAUUUGGAGUUCAUUUUGACAUUGGGAUCCCUUUGAUGACAAAGUGCUGCAAUCACCAUGAUAGAUGUUAUGAUACCUGUGGCAAUAAAAAAAAUGACUGUGAUGAGCAAUUUCAGUCCUGCCUCUCCAAAAUUUGCAGAGAUGUGCAGAAAACACUAGGAAUAUCAGAGAACGUAAAGGCUUGUGAAUCAAUUGUUCAGCUGUUGUUUGAUGCAGUUAUACACUUAGGAUGUAAGCCAUACCUUGACAGCCAGAGAGCUUCAUGUAUGUGUCACUAUGAGGAUAAGACAGAUCUCUGAAAGGCAUGGAUGUCCUGCAAUUUGGAAUGAAGUAAAACAACUGGAAUGAAGCAAAACAACUGGAAUGAAGCAAAUGUUUUACACUUCUCAGGCCUGACACAAAUGGUGGUGUUUUUUUUUUUUUAAAAAAAAAAAAAAGAGACUAUCGUGAAGUCAUCCGUAAAGGAGGACCAGUGCGUGAAGAGCAGGCACAUGAAGACCAGCUUCAGCCCAUCACCCAGGAGAUCUCAAUGAAGAGGUCGGCUGACUUACCGAAGACCAGGUCAGAGUCAGCAGCCAGAUGGAAGCCACCAUUUGGUAUUCCAGGUCCACCUCAAAGCUCAGCUCUUUGGGGCAGCUCUCCUCAUUGCAGACCACCAGCCAAAUGAGCCUGAUGGCUUUGAAGAUGGGCAGGAUGUUGCCCAGAUAGAUGUCCCUGAAGCUGAGCUCCUCCAGCACCUUCCCUGUCAACUUGGUCUGGAGCAGCUUUCAGACUCCACCUUAAUCUUAUUCAUCACCCAGUUCCUGGCCAGGGCUAUGUCCCUGAGCUCCCUGAAGAGAAAGAGGAAGAUGGCACUGAGGAGGUGGAACAUCUCAUUGCUGGAGGUGGGAUCUGGAGGGGGCUCUGGCUGCAGUGGUAGCAUAGUGCUGGGCUCUAGGCCUGCAGUAAGAGCUGAGGCAGCCAGCGCUGAUGCUGGGACUGGCUCUGGGGUUGCUUAGCUGCCUGGUGUAUCAUGUCAUCAGCUGUCAUCAGCUCUGGCCACUCUGGGAGGCUCCAGCAUCUUCCUGUAGAGGAGCAGGAGCGUGAGGAAGCAGUUGGCCAGCACCAAGAACAAGAUGUCAUACACUAGCAGCAUCGUUGCCCUGAGUGCACCAACACUCAUGGCAUAACGUUGAGAGGUGCCCCUGCUUGAGGACCCAGCGCCAUGCAGGAGAGCUUAAGAAGCUGUCUGUGCCGCUCACUAGUUAUGAGGUAAGAUGAAUGACUCAUAGUCAUACUUUGUUUUUUGGUGCAUGCUUGGCACUCAGCUGUUGAACCAGGUGUCUUCUAUCCAUUCUUUCAGCCUCCCAGUUUGAGACAGAUUUGUGGUUGUUAAUCUGUCUUAGAGAGUGUUACCAGUACUGUUGCUCAUUGUCUUCCUAUGCAAGGCCUUAUGUACAAGGCCAAGCUGAAGGAGGAAACUGAGAGAAAGAAAGAAGUGGUGGGGGGAGCACUCCAUUACAUGAGUACUGUCCCUGCAGCAGCAGUAGGGAGUCUGGAGGUUUUCAGGAAAUGUGUAGAUGUGGCACUUAAGGACAUGGUUUAGUGGGCAAGGUGGUGAUGGGUUGAUGGUUGGACUAGAUGAUCUUGGACGUCUUUUCCAACCUUAAUGACCUAUAUUAAACACUGACAUGAAUGUAUUGGUUUGAAAGUCACUAUGCUAUUCUUCCUCCUGUUUAAAAAAUAGAAAAAAAGUGUUAAAUCUUCCUUGUCUUCUCCUUUACACUACAAGCUUGGAAACUGAAAUCAGAGGCCUUUGGUGUAUGUACAUUCAGGGUAUGCUAUUGUAAAACACAAGUGCUAUUUUCAAUUUAAAAAUAUAUAUAAGGAAUCUGCAUAGUGGGGAAAUCAGAGGUGCAGAAGAGUUGAAUCUCAGAUUAUUUUUCAUAUAGGCCAAGUGUUAGGUUUCCAAGCAGCUGAUGCAUCUGAUAGAUAACAACAGGAAAGAGAGUUCCAUGGAGUUAAAAUAGCACCUUGAACAGUCCUUCACCAUGACUAGAUGCAUUCAGGUCUCUCUGAUGUGCUCCGUCCUGUGGGUUUGUUUUAAAACAAAUGAACAAAAACACCCUAAGCAAGGUAUAUAUAUCUGCUCCAUAUAGUUCUGCCUGAUUCAGUAUCAAGCUUAUUUCUUCAGCACUCUUCAGAUCAGUAUGUUGGUCCUUUUAAGGACUGACUCCUAAAAUGAACAGUUUGUGACCUAAGGAUAUACUUCUGAUUUGACAAAAUGCUGGAACGUAGUUGUAAUGUUACAUAAUUUUAAAAAGGAUUCAAGCGUUUUAUUUUUCAAAUAAAACAUUGCAUUGUGUAUUAUAUGCGUAGAAAGGAUAUACUGUUCAAAGAGGUUGACUUAUAUUUGUCUCAUGGCACAACUUCAGUUACUGUAUUCAUGUUUGCUGCCAUUUAGUCCCUUCUGAUUGAAAACUAGAAGAAGGUUCCACGGAUAGAGUCAGCAUUCCCAACAAACUUUUUUAUUUAAAAUGCCCUCUGCGAUGCUGACAGAAACUUGAGCUUGUAUUUCUGUCAUCUUUUCCCAUGACCUCUGUGAGGCUGACAGACAUCUGAGCCUUUAUUUCUGUCAUCUCUUCCAUGUCUGCUGUAGCAGAAAUCAUCUGAUGUCUGAAUUAUUUGGGGUUUGCCCUCUGUACUGAUCUUUUGUUGCUAAUCUACAGUUGUCAGACCUCAGUUAACUUUUGCAUUGAGUUCUGUCCUGCUGGCCUGAUUUGCCUUAGAAAUCCACAGAAUAUGAUUGAAAAUCAAAAUAUUGCAUCCAUUAACAGGAAGAAUAAACUAUGCAGAAAGCCUAAAGUUUACUUAACUCAUGGAUUGUAAUGUGAUUUCUCUUCUGGAAGUAUUUUCAUAUGUUUUUGCUUUACUACUUUUUUGUGGUAUUUUUGUUUUGUUUUUCACUGAAGCUUACUGUAUGUGACACAAUAUAAGUGUCUCAUAAAAUAAAAUUCCUGCCAAAGUUCCUUG
This is a messenger RNA of Numida meleagris (helmeted guineafowl), 3310 nucleotides long. It is a transcript of the gene PLA2G12A, whose product is annotated as phospholipase A2 group XIIA. The transcript is spliced from 4 exons. Gene Ontology annotation, cellular component: extracellular region. The record is from RefSeq and is a predicted model, not a curated record. Gene Ontology annotation, biological process: arachidonate secretion; phospholipid metabolic process; lipid catabolic process. Lineage: Eukaryota; Metazoa; Chordata; Aves; Galliformes; Numididae. Gene Ontology annotation, molecular function: calcium ion binding; A2-type glycerophospholipase activity. The coding region runs from base 22 to 597 and encodes 191 amino acids.